Messenger RNA from Eublepharis macularius, 365 nucleotides. RefSeq names its product histone H4. NCBI's taxonomy places the organism in Eukaryota, Metazoa, Chordata, Lepidosauria, Squamata, Eublepharidae. Bases 4 to 315 code for a protein of 103 amino acids. The record is from RefSeq and is a predicted model, not a curated record. Gene Ontology annotation, biological process: nucleosome assembly. Gene Ontology annotation, cellular component: nucleosome. Gene Ontology annotation, molecular function: protein heterodimerization activity; structural constituent of chromatin; DNA binding. The transcript has a single exon.
AAAAUGUCUGGCCGUGGCAAAGGCGGGAAGGGGCUCGGGAAAGGAGGCGCCAAGAGGCACCGCAAGGUGCUCCGCGACAACAUCCAGGGCAUCACCAAGCCCGCCAUCCGCCGCCUGGCUCGCCGUGGGGGAGUCAAGCGCAUUUCGGGGCUCAUCUACGAGGAGACCCGCGGGGUGCUGAAGGUCUUCCUGGAGAACGUGAUCCGCGACGCCGUGACCUACACCGAGCACGCCAAGAGGAAGACCGUCACCGCCAUGGACGUGGUCUACGCCCUCAAGCGCCAGGGCCGCACGCUCUACGGCUUCGGCGGCUAGAAAGUCUCCCGUCGCAACACACCAAAGGCCCUUUUAAGGGCCACCCACGA